CUCAAUUCUUCCCCGAGUGCUUUUUGUCUUCUUCGCCUGAUGCCCUGCGGGCCGGAUUUCGCCGCCACUCUCCCGCUCCCUCGCGCUCGCACUGCCGGUCGCCCCUCUCGUCGGCGGCCCCCGUCGGCCUGGUGCUCCUGCCCUAGCCGUCCUGAGCAACGCAUGCUUCCCCCGGGCGACAUCCUUUCUGUCCGGACCUCGCCGCUGGUCACUCCGUCCGGUGCUGGCUUCUGCCUUCGCGGCUUCCUUCCCGAGGUCGCUGGAUCCUUGGCCGAUUAUCGGAGAUGCUAGGCCUGAGCUUUCCCCCUCACAGCCGGCCCCUCUUUUCCUCUCAGGCUCGAUGCGUAGCGUCCCCUCGUUCGGUCUUCCUUAUCUCGUGCCGGUGCCGUCUGCCGUCAGCGACGCUCCACCCUCCUGCAACUCCAAUUACAAAAAGGGCAGGCCCCUUUCUCUGUUCCGCCUGAGGCCAUAGCUUCGCAGCGCUCUUGUGUCGCUCGCCUCUUGCGGCCCGUAAGCCUUGGGCUGCUUCGCCCUUGCGACUGGCGACCCGAGCCGCCAGAAAGCAACCUGCAGUUGCCUCCCUUCGACGGCCUCCUUUCCCUCGCGGUCGAAGCCGCGAUGCCUCCUCCGGCAUUUAGAAGUCCGAGCAAUCCCUCUCAUGGAGGUAGGCACCGAUCAUAUUUUUGUAUGUUGUGAUAUUUAUUUCAAAUACUUGUAAUCUCAAUCGCUCUUCCCUCAUUCCAUGCAUGUCUUGCGAGGUACAUCGGUGCGUGGUUUCGACGUCGACAACUUAGACAGGCAAAGAGAAUGCAACCUCAAACAUCACGAAGGGCCUGUUUUGGAGUCCAUCAACCAACAAGAGCUAUCAUGAAAUCCAAUAAAACAAUUAGUUUCCAUAGGGCUUUUCUUCAAGAAUUUCUUUAUCCUUUAUUCGGUAGAGAUGAAGGGAGUAGAAUUUUGAAAAUUUUCCAAGAAUUGGAUGAUGGGUAUCUGACCGUGAUGAGUUUGUUAUUUGAGAGAGGGGAAGUUGUAAAGAUGCUGAAUUUUCAUAGAAAUUUGGCUGAAAUGGGUGUUUUACCUACAAUUUACAUUGUUAAUCGAUUUUUGAAUGGCUUAUGCAUUGGGAAUCAACUUUCUGCUGCUUUUGAUUUGUUCUGUCUAGUUGUGGAGAAGGGACCAGGGCCCACUGUGGUCACCUAUAGUAUAAUAGUUCGUUGUUUUUGUCAUGAGGGUAGAUUAGAUGAUGCAUCUGAAGUUUUUGAGAUAAUGUUGAAAAGAGGAAUUAAGCCAGAUUUGAUAAUGUAUUCUAUUCUUAUUGAUGGAUUUUGCAAGGAAGGUAGAGUAGAGGAGGGAUCUAAGAUACUUGAGACGGUUUUGAAGCAUGGGAUAAAGCCAGAUGUUAUUGUUUUCAGUUCUCUUAUUGCCGGCUAUGUUAGAGUUGGUGUUAUGGAACAAGCCUGCAAGCUAUUCAACAAAAUGUUGAAGGAAGAGGUGGCACCCAAUGUUGUCAGUUAUAGCACACUGAUGAAUGGAUUAAGUCAGAAUGGUUACAUUCUUGAAGCAUUUGGAGUAUUUUCGAGGAUGCUGAAGCAAGGGCUUGAGGCAAAUGUUUUAACCUAUAGCAGCCUUAUAGAUGGGUUUUGCAAUUUAGGUGAUUUGCAAGAAGCUUUUAUUGUGUAUAAACAUAUGAUGGUCAGUGGUUGCACCCCAGAUGUGGUUGUACAUUGUUUGCUUAUUAAGGGUUUGUGCAAGGUUGGGAGAACAGUGGAUGCUCUUAGAUUUCUUCUCAAGACAGUUUCAGAACCUAACAUCAUGGUGUAUAAUGCUUUGAUUGAUGGGUGGUGCAGAUUGGGAAAAUUAGGCAAUGCCUUGAAGACUUACAGGUUAUUGAAAGUGCAUAACCUGUUACCAGAUGUGGCCACCUUCACAUUGCUUAUCAAAGGGAUGGAAAAUGAAGGGAGGUUUUUAGAAGCAGCUAUGCUUUUCUUCAGGAUGAUGAAGACUGGUUUUAUUCCAGAUGCCAUGACAUAUUGCAUUUUUAUUGAUGGCCUCUGUAAGAACAAUAAUGUGUUAGCUGGAAUGAAGAUGUGUGACAUGAUGCACGGAACCAACACUCAUCCUUAUAUUUAUGUUUAUAAUGUUCUCAUCAAUGGUCUUUGCAGGAAAGGACUCCUUGAAGAGCUACUGAAGCUGCUUGGGAAGCUCUUUCGGAAGGGUUUGAAACCUGAUAUUGUCACUUACAACACAAUGAUUAGUGGUUUUUGUUCUGCAAAGAAAAUAAAUGAAGCUAUUAGGCUUUAUCAAAACUUGUUGCGAGAAGCUCUUCAGCCUAAUGUAAUAACGUUUACAAUUCUGAUAGAUGCCUUAUGUAAAGAAGGCAAGCUGGAUGAAGCUUUGCUAUUUUUUAAUGAGUUGGUUGAGCAGGGUUCCAUGCCUAAUGUUGUAACAUAUAGCUGUUUGAUGGAUGGCUACUUCAAAAUGCAGAGAAUGGAAAAUUCAAUCGCUCUUCAUGAAGAAAUGUUGAGAAAUCACAUCUCCCCAAAUAUUGUUAGUUAUAGUGUUCUUAUUAAUGGCUUGUGCAAGGAAGGUCUUUUAGAAGAAGCUUCACAAGCCUUUCAUGAAGCUCUUAGCAAGGGAUUGUUGCCUGACGUUGUGCCCUAUGGAAUUCUCAUACAUGGGUACUGUAAAGCUGGACAAUUAAAUAGAGCAAUUAUGUUCUUUGAUCAGAUGUUAGUGAGGGGCGUGAAGCCUGAUGAUCUUGUCCAUAUUACUCUUGCAGAAUGCCUUAUCAGAGAGGGUCAUCCAGCAAACAAUAGUAAAUUACUCCAACUGCUUUCAGAGAGAGAGUUCAUGGGGAAAUGAGGGUAUGCUCAUUCUAACAGCUUCAAACGGCUAUAGUGAUACAGAAUAACAGGCUACUGGAAAUAUUUAUCAAAAUUGUUCAUUCUUUCUUGCAUGAAUGAGAAUUCUAUUUUCUGGGAUGGCUAAUUUGAUUUACGGGAUAAGAACAAUGGGGAUUAAUACUAUGGUUGGAUUUCAGGUUCAGUACCAGAAUACAUCUUGUGAGUUUUAAAGCAUGAAAUUUUUUAGCAUUGCAAUAAUGCUUGAUAUCAUAAGAAGUGCUCAAAUGAUUUAUAAUAAUUUAUUCAUUUACUUGUGUGUUUAUAAAUACAGAAGAAUUUGAGAAUGUGUUUAUACAUACAAAAUUGCCAAAAAAAAGGUUCAGCGGUGCAUGGUGUUUCAACAAUGCAAUGUUGAGGGGAGAUAGGUGCUGGUUGCCUUGCUCUUGUAUUGCAUGGAAGUUAGUUUUAUUGGAUAAGUAAUAUUCUAAACUUUUGUAAGCCUAUCCAUGAUGGUCUGAAUUGAGUUGGGGCUCAUAUAAAUAAAGAAAAAUAUCAAUAUUUACUUUGUCCUCCUCCUGACUUAUUUUUUUAGUA
Phalaenopsis equestris is the source of this 3437-nucleotide messenger RNA. Its product is annotated as putative pentatricopeptide repeat-containing protein At1g31840. Gene Ontology annotation, molecular function: protein binding. The record is from RefSeq and is a predicted model, not a curated record. The transcript has 3 exons. Bases 808 to 2862 code for a protein of 684 amino acids. NCBI's taxonomy places the organism in Eukaryota, Viridiplantae, Streptophyta, Magnoliopsida, Asparagales, Orchidaceae.